GGAUGCGUUUGCAAUGGGGAAACGUCCCCUCUAGAUGGCAGAAAUGACAGCGGGACUGCGGCGCAGCCGGACGCCGCGGCGCAGGACACGGCGCUGGCCUCAGUCCGGUGGUCUCCAGCCACCGCCGGGGACCUGCCGCGUUGUCACCGCGUGGAAAUGCCCCACCGCUGUCCUCCCAGCCCCGCCAGCGCCCCGAGCACCACCCUGCGGGCUCCCGCCAGGACAGGGCAGCGAGGCGACCACCACAUCCCGGCUGCUGCUGCUUCGCGCUGAGACACCCACCAGCACCAACACCAGGGCUGUGGCCGGUCGUGCUGCAGGGCUUUUCCCCCAAGAAGGUCUCCGGUUAUGUGGUGAAGAGCCACAGAUCAGACGCACCUAUUUUUUUCCUGGCUGUGAAAGGGUCAACGCGGAGUUAACGCAACCCUCAACCCCAAAUGACGUUCUCCAUCGGUUUCAGCCCUGGAGAACGCGUCCAGAACUGCUUCGGAAACCUGAUGCCGGGUCAAAAAAACGUUAUAACUGAGUAGCCCUUAUGACCAACAUGAGCUGGAGCUUCCUAACCCGCCUGCUAGAAGAGAUUCACAAUCACUCCACCUUCGUGGGGAAGGUCUGGCUCACCGUGCUCAUCGUCUUCCGCAUCGUCUUGACAGCGGUGGGUGGGGAGUCCAUCUACUCCGAUGAGCAGAGCAAGUUCACCUGUAACACCAAGCAGCCCGGCUGCGACAACGUCUGUUACGAUGCCUUUGCGCCGCUGUCACACGUCAGGUUCUGGGUCUUCCAGAUCAUCAUGAUAUCCACCCCUUCGGUCAUGUACCUGGGCUAUGCCAUCCACAAGAUCGCCCGGGCGGCGGAGGAGGAGAAGAAGUUCAAGGGCUUCAAGAAGAAGAAGCAGUUUGCCUUGAACUGGCAGACGGUGCGCAACGUGGAGGACCCGAUGGAGGCUGACGAAGAGGAGCCCAUGAUCUCUGACGACACAGCAGAACGUGAGAAAGCCAAAGCCAAACCCAAGAGCAAAGAGCAACAAAAGCACGACGGGAGGAGGCGCAUCCAGCAAGAAGGACUGAUGAAAAUCUACGUCUUCCAGCUACUUACCAGAGCUUCUUUUGAAGUUUGCUUUUUGAUAGGGCAGUAUUUGCUCUACGGUUUUGAGGUAGAAGCCUAUUAUGUCUGCAACAGACUCCCUUGCCCUCACACUGUGGACUGCUUUGUGUCGCGGCCAACGGAGAAGACCAUCUUUCUCCUGGUGAUGUACGUCGUGAGCUGCCUGUGCUUACUGCUGAACAUGUGUGAGAUGUUCCACCUGGGGUUUGGGACCAUCCGAGACGCCAUUCGCAACCGGAAAAUCAACAGUUUUAGGCAGCCGCCCUACAACUACGCCUACGCAAAGAACAUCUCCUGCCCUCCUGAGUACAACAUGGUGGUGAAAUCGGAGAAGUCCACCAAGAUCCCCAACAGCUUGAUGGCUCACGAGCAGAACUUGGCCAACGUCGCUCAGGAGCAGCAGUGCACCAGCCCAGAUGAGAACCUCCCAGCAGACUUGUCCACCCUUCACAAACACUUGCGAGUGGCCCAGGAGCAGUUGGACAUAGCGUUCCAGAGCUACAGCAGCACCCAGGGCAACACGCAACCUUCUCGAACCAGCAGUCCCGCCUCGGGUGGCACGGUGGUGGAGCAGAACAGGGCCAACACCGCCCAGGAGAAACAAGGUGCUAAACCCAAGGGUUGCUUGGAGAAAGGGAGCUCCAGCAGCAAAGAUGGAAAGACGUCUGUAUGGAUAUAGCUUCGUCUAAAAGGAGAGAGGGCAGCGUAAGUGGGGUUUUGAUUUUGGUUUGUUUCUGGCUUUUGGUAUUGUCUUGCGUUCGUUUCACAGGGCACAGGCGCAAUUUUGAUGUGGAAAUCAAGAGAGAAAAGGAGUUUCAGACCAAUUUAGUGCUGUCUUCCAGUGCAUUAACAAAAGACAUUUCUUCCCUGUUUCCAACGCGUUGGGAACCUCCGGUGAGCAACAGAAAACUCCUCACGUCUCCCACCCCUUUGGACACCACCGGAGUCCCCAAUAGAGACUGGACAAUGUGCUGUGAUGGGAAAAGGAGCUGCUGGUGGCUCAGGAGCUGACAGCCAAGGCUACAGAGCUGUAGGUCAGGCAGUGUUUAAUUACUAAAUAUCCUUAAUCGAUAUUAAUUUCUGACCCCUUGAUGAGAAAACAACUGACAUAUUGCAUGCGCCUUCCAGACAUGCUCACAGCUGAUGUCCUGCCUGAAUUGUUGGAUGCUCUAGCAGGCAUCUCUGGAAACAAAGGUUUUGUUCGAUGCUGCGAGCAAUGAGCUGUGACCCGCAGGGGGUUACGGGGCAGAAACGCAGCAACUGUCUUACCCAGGGAGACCUAAUAUUUGAAGGUUGUCAUCUUUUAUUCCUCUGCGUCAAAGCAAAACAAAGCAAAUGCGACCAGAUGCUGCGCAGCAGGAGCGAGCAGUGACGUUGAGUCACACCAGUGCCUGUGUAGCACUUGCUACAGACCUGAUGGGAAUCGUCGCAGUUCCAGAGUUUUUAACAAAGCUGCUGCUUCACAUCAUCAGAAAGUGCCUUUACGCAACCCAGGAAAGCAAAAUCACAAAGGGUUUAGGCUUUUCUUUGUUUGCUGAAUAUUAGUAGAGACUGGAAGAUGAGUGUUGGGAAGUUUGUUUUACUGUUUCAUCAAACCCUUAUAAAUAGAGGCGGAGGGCGCGUAUAUGAUGUGUGUGUGUGUACAUGUACGUAGAUAUAAACACAUAUGAAAAUGUGUGUGUGAAUAUAGACAUAGGGAGAUAUAUAUAUAUAUAAAUGUAAUAUCAACCCUCUGGUAAUUUUACAGCCUUCCACCUCCCCUGGGAAAGCCCAGCUGGUCCAGGACUGUGGCUGAUCUCAUCCUGGAGCAGUUUUUGGGCUUCCAGCCUCGCCUGGGGAACGGGCAGGUAUUCACACGUUUGCUUGUGGGUCUCAGCAGAUCUGGCUUCAGUGGGGGCAGGACCAGGACAGCAGCAGCAAAGUUUUUCACUGGUUUAUGGGGAGCUUUCUUAGAGCUUGGCUUGGCUUUAGGGUGGUGCUCAUGCAGCUACAGGAAUCCGAGGGCGUGUUAAAACCAAGCUGCUGAGCUCUGAGGCUCGUGACAGUGCUUUGUCAGGCUGGUUUCAUCCCCGUCUCUUGCAGAGCUGCGGGGCUGUGGCUUCGUGUCCCUCCAGUAACACAAAAUAGAAAGAAAACCUCAUCACUGGGAGCACAGGGAGCAUCUCCUGAUGAAUGGUAGAAGUUGAAACCAGUCACUGUCCCGUUUUGCUGCAUCUCAGAGGGCAUCUCAUCCCUGCGAUGUUCCCACAAUGCCUGUGGCUUGGCAGAUGCUCCUGCAACCUCCCAAGAGUCCAGUGGUUGAUUCACCACCACGCAGAACCCAAACAGGCAGAGCCUUCAGGAUCAAACCUAAUGCAAAAGAAGUAAAUCCUCACCAAACAUAGCACUGAGCUGAUCCCUCAGGGAUGUGCCAGCCACCCAAAGUCACACAUAGGUCCCUGUGCCAAUAUUUCUUAUCCACUGGGCCUACAUGACUUCUUGCUGAGUAUCUUUCUCAUGUCCUUGAGCUAUGUCCCUCAAAGCCCUGAGGGUGCCUGUUCCCCAGGUGUCCAAGCCCUUUGGCCAGUCUUGGGAGCAGGCAGAGGACCUGGGUAUAGUCUUCAGCUCCUGGGAACCUCAGUUGAGCCUUGCCAUGCCAUUAGAGAACAGUGCUGGCAGCGAAAAAGCAGUUUAAAAAGAAAGCAAAGAAACAUCCUAGGAGGAAUCCAGCUGUAAGUAUUCAGUAUGGGUUUGUGUAACAGCCUGGGGAAUGUUUUCAGGCUCGUUCCUGGUCCUGCUGAAGGCACUGGUAAAAUGCCUGGUGCUCUGCCUGUUCCUGUUGCUAGUGAUCUUCCCCUCAGAAAUGGACCACUGCAUCCAGGAUGAGGAUCAGGCCGUCCCCCCAGCAGCCAUGGUCAGUCGUAACACAGAAAGGGUUCAGAAAGUUCAUGGCAUGGUGGUGGAGAGACAAACAUAUCCAAUGGCACUGUUGGUCCUCGUCAGUGUGUGAGAACGUGGUCUCUCCUGGGCUGGGGCUGCGCUUGGUGAUGCAGGAGAGGCUGGUUGGUGAUGGUGCUGCUGUCACAAAGAUAAAUGCACAGGGGUCCACCGUCCUGUGCUGCUGGGGAGGAGAGCAGAGGUGCUGCUGGGUGGAAAUUGCUCCCUUGUAAUUUGCUCCCUCGUAAUUAGAGCUCUCCAGGGGACAAGCUUGUCACAGAAUCACAGAAUCCCAGAAUGUCACGGGUUGAAGGGCCCUGGAAAGCUCAUCCAGUGCAAUCCCCCCAUGGAGCAGGAACACCCAGAUGAGGUUACACAGGAAGGUGUCCAGGCGGGUUGGAAUGUCUGCACAGAAGGAGACUCCACAACCCCCUGGGCAGCCUGGGCCAGGCUCUGCCACCCUCACCAGGAAGAAGUUGCUUCUCAUAUUUAAGUGGAACCUCCUGUGUUCCAGUUUGAACCCAUUGCCCCUUGUCUUACCAUUGGUAGUUACUGAGAAGAGCCUGGCUCCAUCCUUGUCCUGCACAUCAAUGUGAUUUCUCAUUUACCGCCAGCCCUGCACCCCCAUGGGAAUCAGCCUGGCAAGUCACAAUCCCAAAGGAAGGAUGGAAAUUCUGAGGAAUGGUUAGAUCCCACUUGGGUUAUUCUGAUUCCUUCGAGAUGAGCAGUAACAUCACAGCCCCGGGUAACCUUGUCCUUCCCACGCAAUGCUGUGCAAGGGUCCGGAUUUAGGACCAGCAGCACCUCCCUCAGCCCCAGACAUGGCUUGAGCCUCUCCUGGUGACUCAGAUCAGUUCCUGCUGGCCUGCAGAUUCACUCGCGAGUCACCGAAUGCUGGGACAGGCAUGUGCCUCAUGCUCUUGCUUCAGGAAACCAUCCUGGCAAACACCUCACCCUGGGGCAGAUUCCAAGCCAGUAACCCCAGAACCUGAUUACAUGGACCUGAUUGACUCAUUAGACCCAUUUUAUGUAGCUACACCCCAUGCCCCAGUGACACAGCUGACAGGAGAUCACAGGGCUCCACAGCAGGUUCAGAGAUGCCAAGACCAAGACGGCUGGAAAGGACCAUGGGUCUUCUCACCAACUUGCCACCGCCAAACGCCUCCUUAACGGCUUACACAAACCCGUGGCAUCUCCUCUCCUCAGCAGACAUGGAGAGCAUCUCAUGCCUUUAAUGUCUGCAGGAGCUUUUGGGUGUCAGAAGGCUGUUUUAAUCUCCCCCAGAUUAAAUUCUGCUCUGAGUUAACUCCUGUCUCAUUAGUGGUUCUCCAAGGGCUAUUUUUCCAGCACGGUUUUCCUUGGUGUCUUUGAGCCACCACCAGCCAGUCCACAUCUUCCCAGCAGAGUGGCUGCACUGGCCCUUGGGCCACCUUUCCACCCAUCUGCCCCCUUGCUCCUCCCCAAAACCCCAUUUUCUGCAGGCGUGGGGAUUUCCCCUCUCUGCAGAUGUCUGUUUGUACAGCCAGGAUCUCCAUGCCCUUCUUCAGACUGUAUUAUUCUUAUUUUCACACCACGGACCCCGUGUAACACGGGGAGUUUUGAACGGCUGGUCGAUCCUGCAGCCUCCUCCUGGCUGGUGUCACCAUCACAUUUAAUACGCACAGACUGUUUUCCACAGCGAGAGUCAAUAAUUGCAAUAUUGACGAGUGCUAGAGCCAGGGCAGACUCUUGGGGGAUCGAUACAAGCUCCUCGUUGGGCAGAGACACAGGGUAACCGCUCUCUCAGCCAUCCUUCCAGCCAGCCCUGCUCAUCUGUUGGCUUUGAAAUGCUUCCUUGCCUAAAAUCCAUUGCGAAAGGGAGCUCAUCCUGCUUUCUUACAUUUUCCAAGUGUUUCGAAAGGGGCAGAAGCACAAGGGCACAUUCCCAGCAGGACUUUUCCAGUGUCAUGGACUGAAUGGGACGGAUGGAAAGUUGCCUGCAAGGUCGCAGUCACCCAGCGACUCCUCUGAACCUGGUCCCCAGUUCUCCCAGAUCCCUUCCGAGCCGCACACAGAAGCAAGGACGAGUUAGGCAGCCCUAGAAAUAGAAAGGAUUUUUAUUUUUAUUAUUAUUAUUAUUAUUAUGUAUACUGAGUUGCUCACUUCCCCCCUUCCUCCUCCACUCCUUGGCCUCUAAAGACUUUAGGAUAUUGUGUCUUUCCACUGAGUCACUGCCACAGAGGCAACCGACAUCCAUUAAUGUCUCCUCAGGGGCAACUCCUUUUGGGUUAGAAACAAAAACAGAGAAUCACAGGAUGGUUGGGGUUGGAAGGGACCUCUGGAGAUCAUCCAGUCCAACCCACCUGCUAAUGCAGGGUCACCAGAGCAGAUCACACAGGAUCAUGUCCAGGUGGGUUUGAAUGUCUCAGAGAAGGAGACUCCACAGCCUCUCUGGGCAGCCUGGUCCAGGCUCUGGCACCUCAAAGGAAAGAAGUUUCUCCUCAUGUUCAGAUGGAACCUCCUGUGUUUCAGUCUGUGCCCAUCACCCCCCAUCCUGUCAUUGGGCACCACUGAAAGGAGUCUGGUCCAUCCUCUUGACACCCACCCUGGAGAUAUUGAUCAGCAUCAAUAAGAUCCCUCUCAGCUUCUCUUCUCCAGCUGAACAGCCCCAGCUCUCUCAGCUUUUCCUCAUCAGAAAGAUGCUCCAGACCCCUCAGCAUCUUUGUAGCUUUUUAUCAUGUCAGUUUGGGAAGGAAAAGGAUAGGGAGAAGCAAAACAACCAUAACCAUAAUCAAAAUCCCCACCACAACCAUUACAAACUAAACCAGCAGCUGAAGGAAUUUCAAUCAAAUGACAGCGCCGGCCACGGAAGAAAUGCCCACAGUGUAAUUAAUGCUUUGCUGUUUUAUUUUUUACAAUUUAGUAGUUUUGUUCACACACAAGACGGGUUUAGCUUCGUAGCUGAACUAAUCGUAAUCGUAAAUGUUGACUCUCUUGCUAAACUCGGUCAAGAUAAAGUGCCCACACUUAUAUUUCUAUUCUUACCAUUCAGGGCUAGGAAUGUCCCACGUAAAAGCCAGAUUACCUUGUUGCUUGCUUGCAUUCCACUGGGAAAUACUUGAACUUAACUCAAGGCCAUAACCAGUCUGUGCUGUUACAAAGUUUCUGGGAUUGUUAUUUUUUGUUGUUCAUUUUUUUUUUAAUGUACUAACUGUAUUUGUACUAGAAAUUUUUUGAGUAUGAGGUUGAAUCCAUGAGUAUUUUGCAGUGUAAAUGUUACAUCUGGACUGCAGUUAGAAUAUUAAACACUGGUCAAAAGAGAAAGAUGCAUCAGUCCAACUCUCCAACUGGCUAUUCUACAUCCAUUACUAAUAAAACGGAAUAAAACUUACAUUUUGUUACAGUA
This is a messenger RNA of Columba livia (rock pigeon), 7405 nucleotides long. It is a transcript of the gene GJC2, whose product is annotated as gap junction protein gamma 2. Gene Ontology annotation, cellular component: connexin complex. Gene Ontology annotation, biological process: cell-cell signaling. NCBI's taxonomy places the organism in Eukaryota, Metazoa, Chordata, Aves, Columbiformes, Columbidae. The transcript is spliced from 5 exons. Gene Ontology annotation, molecular function: gap junction channel activity. The coding region runs from base 536 to 1783 and encodes 415 amino acids. The record is from RefSeq and is a predicted model, not a curated record.